CUCUGGGGGGAAUGGCCUACAUUAAUCACCCACGAUUCGGUCAGAUAUGGUUCGUCCGGGAUAUUUGCGGCAUCAUGUGUGCCGUGAUGACUUGGUUGCUGAUAAUGUUCGCUCAAGCUGUCGUUCUGAUAAUCAUCCUGGCACCAGUUUUCGACACGUUUUUCGGCGCUGUCAACUUGAUCGUGUUCGAAACUCUCUGCUUCUUGGCGUGUACGUCGCACAUCCGCACGAUGGUCACCGAUCCCGGGGUGGUGCCACAAGGAACCGCGACCAAGGAGGCCGUGGACAGUUUAGGGCUCCGUGAGAAUCAAGUCGUCUACAAGUGUCCGAAAUGUUGCUGCAUCAAACCGGAGCGAGCUCAUCAUUGUUCGGUUUGCAAUCGCUGCAUCCGUAAAAUGGACCAUCAUUGCCCCUGGGUCAACAAUUGCAUCGGGGAGAAUAACCAAAAAUUUUUUGUAUUGUUCACAAUGUACAUUGCUCUAGUGUCGAGCCAUUCCUUGUUUCUCGCUGUGAAACAUCUAGUGGGUUGCAUCAACGAAGAAUUUCGUCUCUGUUCUCAACAAGCCGCACCAGCUUCGAUCAUGGUUCUGUUGAUUCUUCUGAUAUUCGAGGCUUUGCUCUUCUCGAUCUUCACAAUGGUCAUGUUCUUCACUCAAAUUCAAGCGAUUAUAAAAGACGAGACGGGUAUAGAGCAGUUGAAGAAGGAAGCCGUCCGCUGGCGACGACAAUCGGCUCGGGCAAGCUUGAGAGCUGUUUUCGGUCGUUUUUCAUUAACAUGGUUCUCGCCUUUCACAACUGUAAAACUGCAUGAAGUGGCCCCUUCACGUUGCACGUAUGCCGUCUGA
Galendromus occidentalis (western predatory mite) is the source of this 845-nucleotide messenger RNA. RefSeq names its product palmitoyltransferase ZDHHC3. The coding region runs from base 12 to 845 and encodes 277 amino acids. The transcript has a single exon. Gene Ontology annotation, molecular function: palmitoyltransferase activity. The record is from RefSeq and is a predicted model, not a curated record. Lineage: Eukaryota; Metazoa; Arthropoda; Arachnida; Mesostigmata; Phytoseiidae.